ACCACACCCUCUACAACAACCACCACACCCACCACACUCUCUACCACAACCACCACCACCACCACCAGCCAACCACAACCCACCACCAGCCAACCACCACAA
This is a messenger RNA of Homarus americanus (American lobster), 102 nucleotides long. RefSeq names its product C-type lectin domain-containing protein 141-like. The record is from RefSeq and is a predicted model, not a curated record. The annotation marks the transcript as partial. The transcript has 3 exons. Lineage: Eukaryota; Metazoa; Arthropoda; Malacostraca; Decapoda; Nephropidae.